AUGGCUACUGAGUUCCCAGAGGAGAAAUUCAGGAGAUGUCAGGGUGAGACACACCAUGCUAAGAACACCCUGUACCAGAUCCUUAACAAAGAGCAUGCAAGUGAGACCAAGUGGCACCAGCAGUAUCGCAGUCCCCACCGCUCCACGGGAAGCAAUGGCUGCUCUUGUAUGGACACAAGAGUUGUCCUGAAAACGCCAGAAGCCACGUGCAGAAGAGCUUCUGCAGUGCUCUUGAAGACUGUAACUUUUAUUAGAAACUUGCCUUCUUUUUAUCACGUGCCUUGGGAGGAUCAGCUUGUGCUCAUACAGCAGAACUGGGUCCCUCUUUUUGUCCUGGGCAUGGCACAAGAAGGGGUGGAUUUUGACCUGAGAGAGAUUUCAGCCCCUAGUUUACUGAAAAAAAUCCUCCUCAAUCAGUCUUUGGCAGCUAGCGAUGAACUGGGCAGCUCAUCACUGGGAGCAUCUUUAGCAGAAGUUCAGAAGAUGAAGAACUUACUGGGGAAAUUCUGGGACCUGACCAUAAGUGCAAAAGAAUAUGCCUAUCUUAAAGGAAUUAUUCUUUUUAAUUCUGGAUGCCAUGACCUAAAAUGUCUCCCCUAUGUACAAACACUGCAGCAGGAAGCUCAGCAAGCCUUGGUGGAGUUUAUCUCAAUGAUGUUCCAGAGAAACUUGGGCAGGUUUGCUCAGAUUCUUCAGCUAAUUGCCUCUCUUCACGACAUUGAUGCAGAUGCUAUUGAAGAGCUCUUCUUCAGGCCCAUCCUAGGAGAAGCCACCCUAAAUUUAUUACUUCUAGAAACCCUAUAUAUCAAGCCAGACUGGCUUUGA
Messenger RNA from Cariama cristata (Red-legged seriema), 825 nucleotides. Its product is annotated as nuclear receptor subfamily 0 group B member 2-like. Gene Ontology annotation, molecular function: transcription factor binding; transcription corepressor activity. The record is from RefSeq and is a predicted model, not a curated record. Bases 1 to 825 code for a protein of 274 amino acids. Gene Ontology annotation, biological process: negative regulation of transcription by RNA polymerase II. The transcript is spliced from 2 exons. NCBI's taxonomy places the organism in Eukaryota, Metazoa, Chordata, Aves, Cariamiformes, Cariamidae. Gene Ontology annotation, cellular component: cytoplasm; nucleus.